Messenger RNA from Paramuricea clavata, 195 nucleotides. NCBI's taxonomy places the organism in Eukaryota, Metazoa, Cnidaria, Anthozoa, Malacalcyonacea, Plexauridae. The record is from the annotation of a GenBank genome assembly.
CCAGUCAGGGUUUCGAUGUCUACAUUCAACUGUCACCGCGCUUCUUGCAUGAGUCCACCAAUAACUGGGCAUACAACAUUGACCAAGGCCGAGUUAAUGCUGUAGUUUUCCUAGAUCUUAAGAAAGCGUUUGACACAGUUAACCAUGGAAUUUUACUAUCAAAACUGAAUGCGUAUGGUCUUGGGGGUGCUGUGG